AUGGUGGUUCUGAAUCCUAACAACUGGCACUGGGUCGACAAGAACACAUUGCCAUGGACCCAAACCUACAUGCAAGAGCUAAAGAUCUCUUGUGAUGCCAAAGACGGCGCAACCACAGUACGUGUUACCAGAGUCAAUUCUGUUUCAGGCGAUUCGCACGUCUCGCAGCGCAAGGGUAAAGUCAUUUGUUACUUCGACCUCGACCUCUCGUUUGCUACAGAGGUUGUGGAAGCCGAAUCAGGGAAUAGCGUCUGCGAAGGCAAGAUCGUGGUUCCAGAGCUUGUUCAUGAUGAAACGGAUUUCGAAAUCCGCCCUGAAGGAUUUGGUGAUCACCAUGCGUUAGUCAGAGAUGAGUUCGUUCCUCUGUUGCGCGAAGCUCUCUGCAAGUAUCAGCAAGACCUCAUAGAUCACCACUCCAGGGAUGUGCAACAGUCGUGA
Messenger RNA from Lachancea thermotolerans CBS 6340, 438 nucleotides. RefSeq names its product Hch1p (gene HCH1). Gene Ontology annotation, biological process: positive regulation of ATP-dependent activity; protein folding. NCBI's taxonomy places the organism in Eukaryota, Fungi, Ascomycota, Saccharomycetes, Saccharomycetales, Saccharomycetaceae. Gene Ontology annotation, molecular function: protein-folding chaperone binding; ATPase activator activity. The record is from RefSeq and is a predicted model, not a curated record. The transcript has a single exon. Gene Ontology annotation, cellular component: cytosol. The coding region runs from base 1 to 438 and encodes 145 amino acids.